CUUAUGUGUUUGGUACUGGUUGCUGGAAGAUCACACUCAGCCAAUAGCUGGGAAGCUGUUUUUUCUCCAACAUUGUAGCUACAAAGAGAUAAGCAGCAACCAGUGGAUAUUGAUACCAGUCCAUCUCAACAUAUUUUAAAACUGCUUUUAUAUUACACCUUGGAGGUGGCUAUUUUUAAUGCAGUAGUGUCAUCAGCUGGCUGAAGACUAAACAUGAGAAUAGCAGGUGCUGCAAAGUUGGUAGUAGUUGUAGCAAUAUUUUUAUUGACGUUUUAUGUCAUAUCUCAAGUAUUUGAAAUAAAAAUGGAUGCAAACUUAGGACACAUAUUUGCUAGAUCAGCACUGGAUGCAGCUGCACGCUCUACAAAACCUCCAAGAUACAAAUGUGGGAUCUCUAAAGCUUGUCCUGAAAAGCAUUUUGCAUUCAAAAUGGCAAGUGGAGCAGCGAAUGUAGUUGGACCUAAAAUUUGUGUAGAAGAUAAUGUUUUAAUGAGUGGAGUUAAAAAUAAUGUUGGCAGAGGAAUAAAUGUGGCCUUGGUCAAUGGUAAAACAGGAGAACUAUUAGACACUAAAUUCUUCGACAUGUGGGGAGGAGAUGUGGCACCAUUUAUUGAAUUUCUGAAGUCCAUCCAGGAUGGAACAAUUGUGUUAAUGGGGACAUAUGAUGAUGGUGCGACCAAGCUUAAUGAGGAAGCACGGAAACUGAUUGCUGAAUUAGGAAGCACGUCUAUUACUAACCUUGGAUUUAGAGACAACUGGGUCUUCUGUGGUGGAAAAGGAAUUAAGACUAAAAGUCCAUUUGAACAGCAUAUAAAGAACAACAAGGACACAAACAAGUAUGAAGGCUGGCCAGAAGUUGUUGAGAUGGAAGGCUGUAUCCCUCAGAAACAAGACUAAAUGAAAAAAAAACAAAACAAAACUAAAGAAGAAAGAAUAUAGAAGAAAAUGCACUUUCUACUAUUAUUAGGGAGAGGGCUAUGAAGGAGACUGUACUAUAAAUAAUAUUUUUAAAGCAUGCAACCAUCUUGUCGGUGUGUGCAUGAGCACUGACAUUUUGAAUAUUGGGAUUAUUUAUUGCUAACACACAUAGAAAUCCUUUUUGUAAAUAUGUCCAAAAUAAAAGAAACAUCAAAUCAUUUCUAUGCAGGUUUCUUAAAAGCACAGUAUUUAGUUUGCCUGUGGUAAAAGGUAUCUUGUAGAUCAACUAGCUAAUAAAUUGCAUAUGAGAAUAAUAAACAGAUCCUGACAAAUGUUCUACUGUCCUCUUAACAGCGUAAUGUUGCUGUCAGUAUGUAACCUUUGUGGAAUAUUGUAGAUUUUAGUGAUAAGUUAAUAAAGAGCUUUAAUUUUUUUUAUCCUCUGCCUUUUUAAUGGCAGCAUCACUUUUUAUUAAAGCUAUUUGUUUAUUCUAA
Athene cunicularia (burrowing owl) is the source of this 1412-nucleotide messenger RNA. It is a transcript of the gene FAM3C, whose product is annotated as family with sequence similarity 3 member C. The record is from RefSeq and is a predicted model, not a curated record. The coding region runs from base 214 to 897 and encodes 227 amino acids. The transcript has 11 exons. Lineage: Eukaryota; Metazoa; Chordata; Aves; Strigiformes; Strigidae.